AUGGCCACGGCCGGGGCGCUGGCGGGUCUGGCCGCCGGCUUGCAGCGCCCGCGGGUCGUCCCUAGCCCGGACUCGGACUCCGACACGGACUCGGAGGACCCCAGCGCCCGGCGCAGCGGGGGCGGACGGCUGCGCUCGCAGGUCAUCCACAGCGGUCACUUCAUGGUGUCGUCUCCGCACAGUGACUCGCUGACCCGGCGGCGCGACCAGGAGGGGCCCGUGGGGCUCGUCGACUUCGGGCCGCGCAGCAUCGACCCCACACUCACCCGCCUCUUCGAGUGCAUGAGCCUGGCCUACAGUGGCAAACUGGUUUCUCCCAAGUGGAAGAAUUUCAAAGGCCUCAAGCUGCUCUGCAGAGACAAGAUUCGCCUCAACAACGCCAUCUGGAGAGCCUGGUAUAUCCAGUAUGUGGAACGGAGGAAGAGCCCUGUAUGUGGCUUCGUGACCCCCUUGCAAGGACCAGAGGCUGAUGAGCACCGGAAACCAGAGGCCGUGGUCCUGGAGGGGAAUUACUGGAAGCGGCGCAUCGAGGUGGUGAUGCACGAGUACCACAAGUGGCGCAUCUACUACAAGAAGCGGCUCCGUAAGUCCAGCAGGGAAGGGGAUCUCCUGGCGACAAAGCAGGUGGAAGGGGGGUGGCCGCCACCAGAGCAAUGGUGCGAGCAGCUCUUCUCCAGCGUGGUGCCGGUGCUACUGGGGGGCCCCGAGGAGGAGCCUGGUGGGCGACAGCGUCUGGACCUUGAUUGCUUUUUGUCUGACAUCUCUGACACGCUCUUCACCAUGACUCAGCCCAGCCCCACACCCAUGCAACUGCCCCCGGAGGAUGCCUACAUGGGCAAUGCUGACAUGAUCCAGCCAGAUCUGACGCCUCUGCAGCCCAGCCUGGAUGACUUCAUGGAGAUCUCAGAUUUCUUCGCCAACUAUCGCCCCCCACCGACGUCCACGCCUUCAAACUUCCCGGAGCCCCACAGCUUUGGCCCUAUGGCUGACCCCAACUUCAGCAAUGGGAUCUUGGGCUCAGAGGUACCCGCUGCCUCCUCAGGCAUGACCCACCUCUCAGGGCAGGCUCAGAGCAGCUGUCCAGGCCCCCUGGACUCCAGUGCCUUCCUGAACUCUGAAUUCCUCCUUCCUGAAGAACCCAAGCCCAAGCUCCCACCCGCUCCUGCCCCCCCACCCCUCCUCCAAUACCCUGUCCCUGCCAAGGGGCCUGCUGUGGAGCCCUGUCCCUCAACUCCCUUCCCUCCCCUGGCUCCACCCACUGUUUUGCUGCCAGAAGAGCCUAUCUUCUCACCCAGGUUCCCCUUCCCUACAGUGCCUCCUGCCCCCGGAGUAUCCCCACUGCCUGCCCCCGCAGCCUUCCCACUCACCCCACAGCCUGGCUCAAGCGCUGUCUCUACCUGCUUCCCCAUGGACCUUCUACCCUCAGGGUAUCCGGAGCCCCCAUUUGGGCUUCAUUUCACAGUGCCCCAAGGUGUGCAACCCAGGGGCAAGCCUCUCACCCCUUCCCCUAGGGGGCAGAAGCCCAGCCCCCCAACUCUGGCCCCUGCCACUGCCACUCCCACUGCCUCUGCUGGGGGCAACAACCCCUGCCUCACACAGCUGCUCACAGCAGCCAAACCCGAACAAACCCUGGAACCACCACUCGUGUCCAGCGUCCUCCUCCAGCCCCCAGGAUCCCCGCAGGAGACGGUCCCUGAUUUCCCUUGCACCUUCUUUCCCCCGACUUCGGCCCCCACACCACCCCGGCCACCACCAGGCCCAGCCACACUGGUCCCUCCCAGGCCCCUGAUUGUCCCCAAAGCGGAGCGGCUCUCACCCCCAGCGCCCAGCGGUGGUGAGCAGCAGCUGUCCCGGGAACUUAACUCCGUGCCAGGCCCGGGGACUCUGAGUGUCCAUGUCUCUCCCCCUCACCCCAUCCUAAGCCGGGCCCGUCCAGACAACAAUAAGACAGAGAACCGGCGCAUCACACAUAUCUCUGCGGAGCAGAAGCGGCGCUUCAACAUCAAGUUGGGAUUUGACACCCUACAUGGGCUGGUGAGCACACUCAGCGCCCAGCCCAGCCUUAAGGUAAGCAAAGCAACCACGCUGCAGAAGACGGCUGAGUAUAUCACCAUGCUGCAGCAGGAGCGGGCGGCCUUGCAGGAGGAAGCCCAGCAGCUGCGGGACCAGAUCGAGGAGCUCAAUGCUGCCAUUAACCUGUGCCAGCAGCAGCUGCCUGCUACCGGGGUGCCCAUCACACAUCAGCGUUUCGAUCAGAUGCGGGUCAUGUUUGAUGACUAUGUCCGGACCCGCACGCUGCACAACUGGAAGUUCUGGGUCUUCAGCAUCCUCAUCCGACCUCUGUUCGAGUCUUUCAAUGGGAUGGUGUCCACAGCAAGCUUGCAGAGCCUCCGCCAGACCUCGCUGGCCUGGCUGGACCAGUACUGCUCCCUACCUGUUCUCCGGCCAACUGUUCUAAACUCCCUGCGCCAGCUGAGCACAUCCACCAGUAUCCUGACGGACCCAAGCUGUAUACCUGAGCAAGCCACGCAGGCAGUCACAGAGGGUACCCUUGGCAAACCAUUAUAGUGCUGGCCAGACGCUGCCACUCACUCAGCUGCCCUGGGACUGUCUUCCUGGCCGAGGACUCCAGGGAUAACUUCUGCAUAUUCCCCUCCUGCUCCAGGGCCUGGUUGUACCCUUUCCUGAGGGUUGAGCAAGGUCCAGGUCUCUUCCCACCUCUUGGAAGCCAGGAAGAGCUGAUUUCCAGGCUGUGACCCUGGGAAACUCACACCCCCUUAUGGGCCACCAUUUUCCAGACUAAAAAAUGGGAAUGGGGGAACUUCAAUCAGAAAAUAAUCCCAUGUCUCAGUAGCGGUGAUACCUGGGGGCCUAAGUUGGCAACUCAGGGACCCUGAAGAAGAGAAGGGGAUCUGUUUCCCUGCCACCCUGCCUGCUUCCCCAAGGGAGGGGUGCCAGCCUCUGUUUCUGAACAGAGAAGCAGUAAAGGAGGCUCCCUCUCUCUCACCUUCACUGGUAAACUUGGGGUUGCAAGAUUGCAUCCCUGAGUGGAAGGUCUGAUCCGGGAGAGAGCAGGGCAGGGGGUGGCCAGGCCAAAGCAGGCAUCUGUGUGUGUGCGUACAUGUGCGCGUGCAUGCGUACGUGCAUGUGCGUGUGUGUGUGUGGAUUUUGUAAGGAAUUCUUGACCAAUAAAAACAAAAACUGUAGGGACUGUCAGCGUGUCUUGCUCUGGGAGAGAGCAGGGUGGCAGUGGGAGGUGGCUGGUAGAGGGGCUGGCAGGCCAUGAAAGGACUUUAGCUUUUUCUCUGAGCUAGUAGCUUUUUAGCAGAGGUGGGACAAGAUCAGAGGUAACUUCUUCACAGGGUCCCUCUGAUGGCUGAAUUGAGAAUAGGCUGCAGUGGGGCAGCUAGAAACAAGGAGUGUGGUCAGUUUUAGGCUGCUGCUGUCGUCCAGGAGAGAGAUGACACAGUCUUCCUGGAAACUCUCCCUCUGUGGACAGAAGAAGGUUCAGAGAGGGUCAUCACCUUCCAAGUUGGAAGAGGACAAAGCUGGGACCAAGGGCCAUCCAUCGGAACCAUCCAGAAGAAGCUGGUUCCUCAGGAGGUAGUGAGCUCCCCACUCUGCGAGAUGAGAACAGAGGGGGAUGGCACUUGGUUGGGAUGUCUCUGAAGGAACAAUACUGCAGAU
This is a messenger RNA of Talpa occidentalis (Iberian mole), 3687 nucleotides long. RefSeq names its product MLX interacting protein like (gene MLXIPL). The record is from RefSeq and is a predicted model, not a curated record. Gene Ontology annotation, molecular function: DNA-binding transcription factor activity, RNA polymerase II-specific; protein dimerization activity; RNA polymerase II cis-regulatory region sequence-specific DNA binding. NCBI's taxonomy places the organism in Eukaryota, Metazoa, Chordata, Mammalia, Eulipotyphla, Talpidae. Gene Ontology annotation, cellular component: nucleus. The transcript has 17 exons. Gene Ontology annotation, biological process: regulation of transcription by RNA polymerase II. Bases 1 to 2568 code for a protein of 855 amino acids.